AUGAGGUGGAAACUGCGAAUGGGUCGUGAGGUGGGGCUCACUUGCCUCGGGAACCGAUACGUAUCGACGCUACCAACGCUUAGCGUGCCUUGCCCUUCUGUGCGCGCAACUCGCAAGGAAGGCUCAGGGGCUGCCGCGAAAACGGGCCAAUGGCAGUCACAGGCGCGCCUCUGUAACACGUACCGUCCAUCGCUUGACCCCGCCGUCAAACGUCAGACAGACAUCCUCACACAACCUUCAGACACAGGGUCACGAUCCCGUCACGACGACGACGACGACGACGACGACGACCACUGCCCGCAAGUUGCAACAAUCUGA
Colletotrichum tamarilloi is the source of this 318-nucleotide messenger RNA. RefSeq lists its product as uncharacterized. The record is from RefSeq and is a predicted model, not a curated record. The transcript is spliced from 2 exons. Lineage: Eukaryota; Fungi; Ascomycota; Sordariomycetes; Glomerellales; Glomerellaceae. The coding region runs from base 1 to 318 and encodes 105 amino acids.